Molecule: messenger RNA, 1218 nt
Organism: Perca flavescens (yellow perch)
Lineage: Eukaryota; Metazoa; Chordata; Actinopteri; Perciformes; Percidae
Gene: ywhaba
Product: tyrosine 3-monooxygenase/tryptophan 5-monooxygenase activation protein, beta polypeptide a
Exons: 7
Coding region: 151-885 (244 amino acids)
Source: RefSeq, a predicted model, not a curated record
AGGGGUGGAGUUUAGAGGAAGCGGAAGUGUCAGAGCAGGCGGAAGUGGUACUGCCCUGAAUACCCUGAGCAGCGAGCGGAGGACGGCUUGAUUAACUCCCAUCGUUCAGAGACUAAAAUCGGGAUUUCUAGUACGCUCUAAAUCCUCAAAAUGGAUAAGAACGACCUGGUGCAGAAAGCCAAGCUGGCCGAGCAGGCCGAGCGCUACGACGACAUGGCGGCUGCCAUGAAGGCCGUGACGGAGCAGGGCCUGGAGCUCAGCAACGAGGAGCGCAACCUGCUCUCUGUCGCCUACAAGAACGUGGUGGGGGCCCGCCGCUCAUCCUGGCGCGUCAUCUCCAGCAUCGAGCAGAAGACGGAGGGGAACGAGAAGAAACAGCAGAUGGCCCGCGAAUACCGUAUGAAGAUCGAGGCUGAACUCCAAGAAAUCUGCCACGACGUGCUGAAUCUGCUCGACAAAUUCCUCAUUCCCAACGCAUCUCAGGCGGAGAGCAAGGUGUUCUACCUCAAAAUGAAAGGAGACUACUUCAGAUACCUGUCAGAGGUGGCCUCUGGGGACUCAAAGAAGGACACGGUGGACAGCUCUCAGCAGGCCUACCAGAAAGCCUUCGACAUCAGCAAGAAGGACAUGCAGCCAACACACCCCAUCCGGCUGGGCCUGGCCCUCAACUUCUCCGUCUUCUACUACGAAAUCCUCAACUCGCCCGAGCAGGCCUGCACUCUGGCCAAGCAGGCUUUCGACGAGGCGAUCGCCGAGCUCGACACCUUGAACGAGGACUCGUACAAAGACAGCACGCUGAUCAUGCAGCUACUAAGGGACAACCUCACUCUGUGGACAUCAGAAAACCAGGGCGACGAGGGCGAAGCCGGUGAUGGGGAGAACUAGAGCGCACUUCACUGUUAACCCAUCCCCACUCUCUUCCUCCUCCUUCUCCUCCUCCUCCUUUGAUCUCUCUUCCUCUCUCUUCCUCUUCUUCCCUGUCUACGUACACAUAAAAAAAACAGCCCGUUCAUUCCCCCUCGUCCCACUUUUUUUCAAGCCCAGCCUCCCGACCUCCCUUCUGUAUAACCAACAGCAUGAAUAGUACCUGACCUUCACAGACAGAUGGGGGGUGGGAGGGGAAGAAAAAAAAGGAGGGGGGGAGGCGAGAGAAAGUACUCAAUCACCCCGCGAUCCCUCCAUCCAGCCCUCCCUCCCUCCCUCCCCUUGAUCAUGGCA